UAGAUACAAUUGCUCUCAAAAACUGAUAUAAAAGCGCUGUUCAGCGAAAAUGUCCCAAUCGAAACGCUUAGCCCCCUUGAAUUGGUUCAAAAAUGGAAUUUUCCCUACUGAUAAUUGUGCUUGUGCUCUUACCUGUAUUUACACCUGUCCACUGUCAGGUGGCCUGCAAUGCGAAGAGCGGUGCUGUCCGCCAGAAACGCAUCGUUCUUAGCAACCCGGGCACAGGUGAGUUGGCCAAGUUGGACACUUGCCAGUACCGCGUGGCGCCAUGGAGCGGCCAGGUGUGUCAGGUGCGCUUGGAUUUCGUGCGCUUGGAGCUGCCGCAGCCGCAGGUGAAUGCCAAUUCCGGACUGCUAGAGUGCGUCGAUUUUCUGCAGGUUCAGCAUUUCCGGCUGUGCGGUCGCAACAGCGGUCAGCACUUGUAUUUACCAAUUCGUCGAGGUCAGGAACUUCAGCUUUUGUUCCAGUUGGCCACGCCCCUAGGUAAACAGUCCUCCUGGCAGUUGACUCUCACCCAGCUGGAGUGCCCCAGGGAUUCCCUUACGUUGAAUACAAGGCAACCCGAAGUACAGACACCAACUGUGCGACCGAUUCUGCCCUUUUUGGGCAACUUUCUGCCACGAACCAUUUUCGGCGGACAAUCUGGGAUUGGCUCGGGGUCUGGUCCUGCUGCUCAGCUCAUCCAAACUCUUACCUUGCCAUCUGUAGCUGAUCUGGAGAUGCUGGCUCCUCUGGGUUGCGAUCAGUACUUUCGGACUACCACUGGAGGCAUCGUGAGCUUCAACUUUGCUGGUGGCAUCUAUAUGCCCAACAUGAGGUAUUCGAUUUGUGUAAAGGGAGCGGCAGACAGCGAGAUAAGCUACAAGAUCGAGCACUUUGAAUUGUCGAAGGCGAACUCCGAGCAGUCAGGACCUGCCUACGACACCGAUUGCCGCAGUACAGUGUUGACUCCGUUGCGUGUAUCGGAUUACCUGGGCAUUCCCAAUUCGUACAUGGUUAGUAGGCCGGAGCUUCAGGCCACUUACUACUGUGGCAAUGGUCUGACUGGACAGGAACUUGUGGCUCGACCACCGUUUGUGCUGCGAUUCGCCAGCGACUCGCAGUCCAGUGCAUCCGAAACGGGCUUUCAACUGACGUAUACGGUCCGCCGGUCACAGGAAUCUCCAGUGACCGCAGAACUGUAAAUUGGCAUAAAUAAAGCCGGAGUCUUAACUAAAUCAACGCACACAAGUCAACUGAAAUUGACAUUAUUAAAUGCUGCAGUGAUACUCGCACUGUGAGCCAGGACAUUCCAUGGCAACGGAUUUGCCUUAAUUAAAUGCCCGGCUCCGGCAUUAAGUCACAUGUAUCUAUAUAUGCAAAUAAAUUAUGGA
Drosophila eugracilis is the source of this 1373-nucleotide messenger RNA. RefSeq lists its product as uncharacterized. The coding region runs from base 93 to 1184 and encodes 363 amino acids. NCBI's taxonomy places the organism in Eukaryota, Metazoa, Arthropoda, Insecta, Diptera, Drosophilidae. The record is from RefSeq and is a predicted model, not a curated record. The transcript is spliced from 2 exons.